UGCUCCAUAAUGAUUCAGCAAGUGAAGAGGUGGGCGGGGCAUGUGAGGAGGGGAUGCCAGGUGUGGACAGGAAGGGGCGUGGUCAUCAUAACUUCUGAAUUUAUCUUCUAUGUUUCUGAAUUAUUAUAAGUUGUUAGAUGCUAUUGGUGAAUUAACUAGACGAUCACACAUGAACAUGAAACAAAAGGACACUUUGAGCCUCCGAACAAAAGGGGCGGGCGCUUGAGCACGUGCCUGAUAACUCUCUGCGGUCUCUUUCAUCUCUAAGAUGGGGCUGAAGAAGGGACACGUCCUGCUGCUUUGGGUUCUGGUCGGCUCUGGUGGGACAGGCGCCAUAGAGUCCGUCAGUAUCGCCUCAGCAGUGUGCUUGGCUGCGGGGUUUCUAGCCGGGUAUUUACCGAGCCACCUGAACACUUUCAACAUCAGAAAUGAAGAGAUGGGCAAAAGUUUCGACAAUACAGUGAACCUUCCACGUCUUAAGACGGAUCUGGAUAACAAACUGUUCGGACAACAUCUGGCGUCUCGCAUCAUCCUGAGAGCUGUGGUCGAAUUCAUGAGCAACAACAACCCUGAGAAGCCGCUGGUUCUGUCGCUCCAUGGCCCGCCCGGCACCGGGAAGAACCUUGUCAGCCAGCUGAUCGCAAAAAACAUUUACACAGAGGGGAUGAACAGCAAGAGUGUCCACGUCUUCAGCCCUUACCGUCACUUCCCGCGUCGAAUUCAAAUCUCCACCUAUAAGUCUUAUCUGCAGCAGAGGAUCAAAAGCAGCGUGAGCAACUUUGAGCGCUCCAUGUUCAUCUUUGACCAGAUGGACAAGAUGCAUCCGGGCCUGAUCGACAGCAUCAGGCCGUACCUGGACGGCUAUGAUGAGCUGGGCGGAGUUUCCUUCAGGAAAUCGAUUUUCAUCUUCCUCAGCACCGCUGGAGAAGACAGCAUCAUUCAGACGGCUUUAGAUUUCUGGAAAGCAGGACGAGUUCGGGAAGAGAUUGAUCUGAAAGACAUUGAGACAUCUCUCUACCGCUCCGUCUUCAACGACAAAAGUGACUUUUUUCGCUCAACUUUGAUCUAUAAGAGCCUGUUGACGGUAUUUGUUCCCUUCCUCCCUCUGGAGUACCCGCAUGUCGUCCAGUGCGCUAUGGCUGAGAUGAAGACCAGAGCCAGAGAGGGUGAAGGCCCGCCGGACCUGGAUGUAGCAAACCAGAUUGCCAGUGAUUUGCUCUAUUUCCCCAAAUCAGAGCGAGUUUUUGCCGUUAAUGGCUGCAAAAGGAUACGCCAAGCAGUACUACUUCAUACUAUGUCUAAUUUUAUGGGCAAUGUUGAGUCACGUUUAAGAAACUUGCAAGAUGGUAAAGACAAAGAUCUGACAGACGAAUCCAAUGAUGUGCAGUCGGGGGGGGCAGGUGAGCCUGUGCCUCACCAGCAAAAUAUAGCUUAAUAAAUGCAUAUAUCAAAUACAAUUAUUAUACUUUUUAAAUUCAAAAAUAAAAAUCAAAUGUUAUUUUUUUAGGCGUGUCUUUCUAUGAUUACCUUUUUUGGUGUGAAUUUUCAAUGUUUCUUCAGUAUAAAAGCAGCGAAUUUACGAGUUUCCCAUUCAAAUACGCUCAUUGAGGCAGCUGUAGCUCCGCCUCCCCAGCACCGCACACUGUAGCUGCAGCUGACGCAUGCACUGUAUUGCUUCUGUCUUUUUAUCAUCUUAAAAUACACUUUAUUUUAAAAUUACAUAAUUUGCUUAUCUCUCCCCAUCUGUCUGAUUACUUUGUUGCCAGUUUGUGACUCAUUUAGUCUUUUUAUCCACUAAAAAAGUGCUUUAAAAACACAUUAGGUGAGGCAGGUGAUGCCUCAACCAUCUGUUUGAGCUGGAAUUUAUUUAAAACACGACACAAUUGGAAGGUAUACAGUAUUAUAGUUUUUUGCUGAUCAUCACUGGAUAAGGAAAUAGAGUGAGAGUACCGUAAAACCGUUUUGGGGUUCUUUAUAGAGAGGAAUGAACAGUAAAAUGCACUUAAAUCCUCGAAAAGUUGAAUUUUCAUGGUAGGGCCCCUUUAAACUGUAAGUAUUUUGUUUUUUUUAAUAUUCUUUGUGUGUUAUGUUAUAUUUAAAUGUUGUAGUUAGCCUUUAAAUGUUUAAUUGUAACAAUCAAACAUCUCUUGUUUAACUUAUGUUUCAGAGAAAACGGAUGGACUUCGGCUCAAAAACUUUUAGCAAAAACUAGUAUACUUGGAGUUUGUUUUAUGAAGUUUACUGGAGCAUAAAUUUACUAAAAACCAUGUAUGUGUUGUGUUGAAAGUAUGCUUAAGUAAAUUCUUAUUCAGACUAAAUUGGAACAUUUUACAAUGAAGGUUAUAGCAACGAUAUGAAACAUAUUGUAUACCUAAAGUGUAAAGCCUCACUUUUAGUAUGGACUAAGUAUACUUGUACUAUAUUUAAAAAGAUUACUUUUAGUCAAGGAAAUCUCACUGAAUUUGUUUUACCAUUGACUUCAUCUUAAAACAUGAUUCUCUUUCAUUUUUAAAAUGGUCUCUUUGGAAAGCAAUUAAAAUAAGAUUUAUAAUACAUUUGUUGAUUGAUCAUAUGGCAAAAUAUCACAUUUAUAAAUGUAAAUAUAGUAAGUAAAGACCACCGUUUAUGGUGAUAAUUAUAUCAGCGACUCAACUAAGAAAAAGGCAUUAAAAACGAUCAAUAUGUACAAGUUAUAGUUUGAGUGUUUGUAAAAACCCUGUUCCAAUGCAUUAUUGUUGUUCAUUGCUGUGAUUGUAUACUUUUCUAUAAAAUAAAAAAAUUAUAUUAAAUAAUUUGCUUUGCUUUAAAAAAAAGUAAAUGUAUAAUUGUGCUUACAUAAAAUUAGAGCUUAAUUUUUUA
Molecule: messenger RNA, 2859 nt
Organism: Oryzias melastigma (Indian medaka)
Lineage: Eukaryota; Metazoa; Chordata; Actinopteri; Beloniformes; Adrianichthyidae
Product: torsin-1A
Exons: 5
Coding region: 269-1435 (388 amino acids)
Biological process (GO): protein localization to nucleus; nuclear membrane organization
Cellular component (GO): nuclear envelope; endoplasmic reticulum lumen
Molecular function (GO): ATP hydrolysis activity; kinesin binding; ATP binding
Source: RefSeq, a predicted model, not a curated record